UGACAGUUCGAUACUGUGGCGGCGAGAAACAGUUUGUUUUCGUAAUCAUGGCGCUUCGCAUGUUGUACAGCAAAACAUUAAGCAUAAAUCGAAUUGUACCGCUAAAUUCUAUAAACCAUCUCCCAAAACAACUACAGAAUGUAACACCUACCUCCGUGCGAUGGUCGUCAUUUCGGUCCUCGGAACCAGUCGGUGAUGUAGCGCAGUUUCCCGAGGUUGAAGUAGUACGGAAUCCACCAGAAUGGAAGUAUGUCGAGCGAUUACUAGCUCCUCGGACCGUUCCAAAACCAAUAGCAAAGGAAAGCUACCCAUCGGGAUGGAAACCGGCUGAUCCACGACCCGAGCUGAAGUAUGUAGUACUGCGAACGAAAAAUCAUAUGCUACCGGUGUACUUACGGCGUGCGUUCCGUGGCCAGCGUCGAAUAACAGCGAUCCGUCAUGUCGAGGGUGACAUUUGGCAGUUGGAGGCGGAAUUGCGAUAUCUCAUCGAAAAGCAGCUAGACCGUCCCAUCAUUACGCGGGUGAAUGAAAUGAGCGGUCUGAUUGAGCUAAAGGGCGAUCAUGUAGCUUUCGUUGAAAAGUUCUUACUAGAAAAAGGAAUGUAAGGGCAUUUAGUACAUAUGUUAAAUACAGUAUGCAUCUUAGAGAGCAUGAAUCGA
Messenger RNA from Anopheles funestus (African malaria mosquito), 659 nucleotides. It is a transcript of the gene mRpL49, whose product is annotated as probable 39S ribosomal protein L49, mitochondrial. Lineage: Eukaryota; Metazoa; Arthropoda; Insecta; Diptera; Culicidae. Gene Ontology annotation, cellular component: ribosome; mitochondrial large ribosomal subunit. The transcript is spliced from 2 exons. Gene Ontology annotation, molecular function: structural constituent of ribosome. Gene Ontology annotation, biological process: translation. The coding region runs from base 48 to 605 and encodes 185 amino acids. The record is from RefSeq and is a predicted model, not a curated record.